AUGGCGUAUUCUUGCGCCGUGCACGGUGCCUUGUGGAUCGCCGUGGUCACUUUCCUUUGUUGCUUCCGGCAGCGUCGGCAUCCGCGUAGCGCAGGCGAGGACGACGCCGCCUGCCCCGCCAAGGGCUUCUACACCUACGCCUCCUUCAUCCAGGCCGCCAGGACGUUCCCCAAGUUCACCGCCACGGGCGACCUCAGCACCCGCAAGCGCGAGGUCGCGGCCUUCUUCGCGCAAAUCUCUCACGAGACCACAGGUGGUUGGGCGACGGCGCCGGACGGCCAGUACGCGUGGGGCCUGUGCUACAAGGAGGAGAUCAGGCCGGCGAGCAACUACUGCGACGCGACGGACAAGCAGUGGCCGUGCUACCCGGGCAAGUCCUACCACGGCCGGGGCCCCAUCCAGCUGUCCUGGAACUUCAACUACGGGCCGGCGGGGCAGGCGCUGGGCUUCGACGGCCUGCGCAACCCGGAGGUGGUGGCCAACUGCUCCGAGACCGCGUUCCGGACGGCGCUGUGGUUCUGGAUGACGCCGCGCCGGCCCAAGCCGUCGUGCCACGAGGUCAUGGUCGGCGAGUACCGCCCUACCGCCGCCGACGCCGCGGCCAACCGGACGGCAGGGUUCGGGCUCGUCACCAACAUCGUCAACGGCGGGCUCGAGUGCAAUCGCACAGACGAUGCCCGGGUCAACAACCGGAUUGGGUUCUACCAGAGGUACUGCCAGAUCUUCAACGUCGACGCCGGCGCCAACCUCGACUGCGCACACCAGCAGCCGUACUAG
Molecule: messenger RNA, 777 nt
Organism: Miscanthus lutarioriparius
Lineage: Eukaryota; Viridiplantae; Streptophyta; Magnoliopsida; Poales; Poaceae
Source: the annotation of a GenBank genome assembly